AUGACAGUGUUUAAUUGUUUACUGUGCCAUCUUGAACAAGAGCCAGGCACAAUCAGUAACACCUCGCUCACUUCUCUUUUCCAGUUUGUCACUCUUGCAACCCUGCUUAAAAAUGACAUCAUCCUUGUGGAGCCUUCCUUGAGUCCAACUUCAGACCCACCAUUUGUUCUAUCACCUGCAGUCACCAUGUUUCUUAGCACAGGCUGUUCAAUCUCUCCAGCUGAAGUCAAUGAUGCAUGGUCCCUCCUCAAGGAUGUCAUCUGGAGUGGAGGGAUCACUGUCAAUGUGGGACAGCUAUGGGAGACACAUGGCACUCAAAGGGGUGUAGCUGAGUAUCUGCUCUAUCCUCCUAGCCACUCAUUCCUUCAUCCCAACUGCCAAUGUCGCGCAAAGGGCAUGACUCUCAAGAAGGCUGCUCAAACCUAUGUGGUGUUGUUCACGCUGACGAAAGGCCCGUGCAUUGCAAAAUCUGUUCAUCUCUACUGUCAAACUUGCGGAAUUGAUUACCACCACAAUUACAGUGUGUUUAAAGGAGAGCGCACCUAUUACGAGCAUCAACCAGAUAGUGUUCAGGCUGCGGAUCAUGUGUUCAUUGAGAAGAGUGUAGUCAAGCUCUUUAGGACUGCAAUGGAUUUCUCAUGGUAUGCUAUAUACCACACUCUUGAUCUCUCCCAUCUGACUAUAAAUCUUGGUUGCAUUCAGGACUUCAGCUAUGAACUGGCAAAGUUGUAUAACCUUUGCCUCUCAUGUGGUAAGCAGGCACCUGCAGACUAUAAAGUCAAGUUUGAGCUCUCUGUAGAGCAUGUUUGGGAUGGCUAUGUAAUCACUUCACUGCUGGAGGACUGUGAACGUCGCAUGAGCACCCUCAUUGCUCCCCACAUUGGUGAACAGCGGGACCGAUUCACAGAGGCCAUGAUCACAAGGAACUGCCACAUUCAGCUCUAUGGCUAUGAGCAGGUCCAUCACCACUACUGCAAUAGAUGCACAAGCAUGUAUGAAGAUGAGCAAGGUGUCGGUGAGUGUCAUAGUUUCGAGGCUACAUGGGACUAA
Molecule: messenger RNA, 1050 nt
Organism: Suillus subalutaceus
Lineage: Eukaryota; Fungi; Basidiomycota; Agaricomycetes; Boletales; Suillaceae
Exons: 3
Coding region: 1-1050 (349 amino acids)
Source: RefSeq, a predicted model, not a curated record